GUAUUAUACCGGGGUAUUAAGUACAGUGGUAUUGUCGAAAAUUGCAUUUAUUUUUCGUUGUUUUGACUUCUAAAUGCAUAGAUACUAAACUUGUUGGAGUUGCAGCAACGAUACUGACGACAUUGUGAAGAGAGAGAAAGAUAGAUAGAUAGAGAGAGAGAGAGAGAGAUAUAUAUAAAUAUAUAUAGAAAGAGAGAGAUGAUGAGGUUACUAAAGAGGUUGUCCAGCAAUCUUCCAGCAUUGUUACUGCUGAUGAUACUGCUACAGGCAGUUUUUCCUCCCAGAAUAAAGUCAGAAAAGUCAGAUGACAAUGAUGCAAGUCCUCAAAUGACCCCUCCAUCGCCCGAUUACGACGAUGAACGAGUGGCUGCCACAGAAAUUAAAGACGACGUUUCUUAUGAAGAUGACGACGACGAUGAUGAUGAUAAUGAUGGCAAGAGUAAAAAAGUUGAUCAUCUCGAACCACUGGAUUGCACAAAGCCUAACAUGCUCUACUGUUCCGAUAAUAAGACUUGUUUCGAUGAGUUGAACCAGAAAUGUGACGGUCGAAGGGAUUGUGACGACAACACAGACGAGCGUGGCUGUUGUCACAGAAGUGAAUUCGAAUGCAGCGAUGAGGUUGACACGAUAUUAUGGCAUAUACCGGUCCCUCACGCUCACAAUCUCAACUACAACAACCACAAUGACGGCGACCACAAUGGCGACCAUAGCGGCCACAACGACGACAUCAACAAAGAUAACACCAACCACAACGAUGACGAAAAAAGCUACGCCAGCAACAAACACAUAAAACCUCAUCCUUCCCACCACCACCACCACAACAACUACAGCAGCAGUAGCCACAGGGAAAUAGUUUUGUACAGUGUAAAAGAGGACAAAGAAAUCGGAAGAAGAAAGAUUUUGCCGGAAACAGCUGAUCCCAAUAUUCGAUCUAUGGUCUUUGAUACUAGAAAUGAUUUAGCUUUCUGCCAUGACCUAAAAAAGCCUGACCUACCAGCAACCAGUGAAAACAUUUUGAUGACCUUCCCCUCCACCCUUCGACCUACUUCUCUCUUCUACGAUUGGAGGAACGAGUACCUCUUCUACUCUGCUAUUGGCCGGCCAAUAAAAAUAAAAUUAAAAAUAAAUCCUUGUCUUCCAAGUUACGUGUACUGGAUAGAAGAGCACGGUUUCUUUAGAAUGGGAAUGGACGGAACAGGAAUUGAACGCCUCUUUCCUGAAUACAAAUUGAAUCCUAGAGGGAUAACACACGAUUACAUAUACGAUGGAAUAUAUAUCAUAGACUGGAAUCGAGGUACCCUGUACGAAUUUGUAAUUGAUGACUUCUAUCUGAAAGUGAUUCUGACGUAUCACUCGUUAGAACUUCUACCCAGGUCCAUCGUAUAUCACCAGGAUUAUCUUAUAUGGUACGCACCGUCUGAGACAGACAUCCAGAUAUUCACACGUCAAAACAACACGAUCGUCAAGCAUCUUAAUUAUAAAACUAGUUUCAUUGCGGUCCAACAAGACAUUGCAGAAAUCGAUGAAUUGGACCAGAGUUUAACUUGCAGCGACAAAUCUCACAGCUGCUCCGACAUCUGCCUGCCACUGUCGCCAACAUCUUUGCCACUUCCAUCCUCAUCAUCCUCAUUUGUAUGCGCUUGCCUAACUACACACAACAAACAUUACAAAUUAUCUGAUGACGGUCUUACGUGUGUAGAAGAUACUGAUGUAAUCCAUCUGUACACUGAUGAUGAACUUGAUGGUGCCGGCCAUGGUGAUGUGGCUAAUGGUGAUGACAAUCUUCAUCCUCAUAUAAAUCGCGAUCACGCAUCAACAACCGACGACAACAUUCAACAACAGCACACCAACAUUCAGCAACACAAAAUCCAACAACAACACAACAACAACAACAAAAACAAAACCUACAACCAAAAAAACUCCGCCGUAAUUGACAUGGCAAACCAAAUGAACGACUACUCAGUCUCCGAUGAGGGGGUGGCAAACGCGGGCCAACAUGACCUACUUUAUGCCUUUGGGGGGUGCAUGAUCGCCGGGCUCGUCGUCUUAGGGGCACUAGUCGCUGUAAAAUUGGUGAAGCGGAAGAAGAAGCUAACAAACCAGGUGUCCAUCAUCAACGUGAAUGGUGAUGGCGAGCCGGCUGUGAUGAUGGCGAUGAUGUCCAGUGGUAAAAAUUCGUCUGACAAACUUCCUCUUAAGCAUGAUGAGGAGGUUGAAAAUGUUGCCUGAGUGAGUGAGUGCGCGAGUGAGUGAGUGAGGGAGUGAGUGAGGGAGGGAGGGAGUGAGUGAGUGAAAGGAAGAAUAAGUGGUGGAAUGAAUGAUUGAAUGAAUAUACAAAUGAAGAAAUAUCGAGACACAACAAUAAGCUGAUGAUGACGACGUUAUUGUCAGCCUUAGAACUUUUAGUUCACGCAAGAUAAUUCAAACUAAAUCCAUUUAUAAUAAUAAAAAUUUAGUUUUUUUUCUUGUAGGAAAAAUAUUUUUUCAAAACAAAUUUAUUUUUUCCACCUAUCCAUUCAUGCUAACCGUCUGAUCAUACGGUUUUACCUCAUAAUGAAAAGGUAAUCAUUUUAAGUCAUGGCUGGUUUGUCGGUUGAUUGGUUGGUUAAUUGAUUGAUUGGUUAAUUGAUUGGCUGAUUGGUUUUUCAUUUUCCAGAACAAAACUAUUGAAGAGAAAUUAUUAUGAUGAGAAUGCUUUUUGUUUUAACUAUCCUAUUUAUAGUUGUUCAUUCACUCAUUCAUCCGUUCACUUACUCACUCAUUCCUCCAUUCAUUCCAUCAUUCAUUCAUCCAUUUCUAUCAUUCAGCUGCCUUAUGAAUAAUUAUUUUUUGUGACGUCGUCGUCGUCGUCAUUAUAUUGUUAUCAUUAUUAUUGUUGUUGUUACUGUUAUUAUUAUUAUUAUUACUAUUGUUAUUUUUUAUUAUUUUUAUCAUUAUGAAACUUUUUAAUAGGACUUUCUACCGCUAAGCUUACAUCUCUCUUGUGAACUAUUUAUACGUAUAUAUACCUUGUAUUCAGUGUUAAUUACCCAUGAGGAAAAAUACUAUAUAUAUAUAUAUAUCACUAUUUUAAUGCGUUCAGAGCUCACACAUAUACCCAUACAUACACACAUAUAUACACAUGUAUAAACAUACACACAUGUAUAUAUAUAUAUAUAUUGUUUAGCAAUUUUACAUGCUUUGUUUGUGUGCGUGUGUGUGUGUGUGUAUUAUUAUGUACGUAAUGUUAUGACUAUUCAUCUAUUAAUGUUUUCUAUCUUUUGUAUUAGUGUUGAGAUUGAUUAGUGGGUGAGAUACUGAAAAAAGAGAGUGAAUGAAUGAUUUAGAGAGAGAGAAAGAGAGAGAGAGAAUAAAUAAAUGAAUGAAUAAAUAAAUGAAUGCUACGAUAGAUUUGACUUCAGGUGUUGUCCGCAAUAUCUUAUGAUUGUCUGAGGUGUAACAUUAUUUAUUUUUAGAUUUCCACCUUGUUUUGAUGUUUCUAUAUUUAUUUAUUUUACACGUAUAUUUAUUUAUUUAUCGAAUUAUUUAUCUACUGGGUUAAAUGUUCACAAAAUGAUCCCCUACAUAUUUUCAUCUGGUAAAACUAACGUCAUAUAAUUUUCAAUUUUUUGACAUACGUACGAACAAGUUAUUUUUUAAUAAAAGAGACAAUUUUGUUCCAAUGCA
Molecule: messenger RNA, 3666 nt
Organism: Helobdella robusta
Lineage: Eukaryota; Metazoa; Annelida; Clitellata; Rhynchobdellida; Glossiphoniidae
Exons: 13
Coding region: 199-2229 (676 amino acids)
Molecular function (GO): protein binding
Source: RefSeq, a predicted model, not a curated record